Messenger RNA from Spodoptera frugiperda (fall armyworm), 2488 nucleotides. RefSeq names its product kinesin-associated protein 3 (gene Kap3). The transcript is spliced from 12 exons. Gene Ontology annotation, biological process: cilium organization; microtubule-based movement. NCBI's taxonomy places the organism in Eukaryota, Metazoa, Arthropoda, Insecta, Lepidoptera, Noctuidae. Bases 179 to 2416 code for a protein of 745 amino acids. Gene Ontology annotation, molecular function: kinesin binding. Gene Ontology annotation, cellular component: axoneme; kinesin II complex; ciliary transition zone. The record is from RefSeq and is a predicted model, not a curated record.
CAGAUAAUCAAGGACAUCUGACAUCUGACAUUGACAUGUAGGUAGGUAUUUUAUUGAAAAACAGCUUCGUUUCGUUUGUAUUGAUUUUUCUCAUAUCUUCUUAUUCGCUCUUAGAACUAAAACUAACAAAAAAGAUUAGCAGGUUUUUAAAUUCAUUCCAGUUCAAUUUCUUCUAAGGAUGAGCCCAGUCGAGAGUGUACCAGUUGCUGUAUUGAAUUGCAUUGAUGACUAUGUGGAAUUACUUUAUGAUGAUAUACCAGAAAAAAUUAAGGGAUCUGCUUUGAUACUGCAACUUGCUAGAAAUCCUGAUAAUUUGAUAGAGCUAGCUCGAAAUGAGGCAUUACUAAGCGCUCUUUCAAGAGUUCUUAGAGAAGAAUGGAAAAGGAGCAUUGAACUCAGCACAAAUAUAGUCUACACUUUCUUUUGUUUCUCAACAUAUAAUGAAUUUCAUCCAGUUAUUAUUCAAUAUAAAAUUGGUUCUUUAUGUAUGGAUGUUAUUGACUAUGAGCUAAAAAGAUAUGAUCAAUGGAAAGAGAAAGUUGAAGGAAAAAAACAAGUUGUUACACCAGAUAAGAGUGAACUACCAAAAAGUCGCAUUCCAGAACCAAAACGUCGUCCAAAAUCAGGCACUUGGGCUGUGGCUGAUGUAAAUAUGCAGAAAUCUAGAUCUCUAGUAUCUAGUUACCAUGAAGACCUUUGCAGUGCCUCUGAUGAAUUCUUAUCAAAGAGCGACGAAGAACAAAUGAAGCGCAAAUUAAAAACACUGUCAAAACGCCAAGAGCAGUUGUUAAGAGUAGCUUUCUACAUGUUACUGAACAUAGCAGAUAAUGUUAAAGUUGAAGAAAAAAUGCACAAGAAAGAUAUUGUCGGACUACUUAUUGGCGCCAUGGAGCGACAUUCGAACAUAGAUCUCCUUAUUCUUAUAGUGUCAUUUCUACAAAAACUUUCUAUUUUUGUUGAAAAUAAGACAAGUAUGGCCUCUAGAGGAAUUGUCGAAAAAUUGGCACCAUUGUUGGAUUCAUCUAAUGCUGAUUUAGUUAAUGUCACCUUAAAACUCUUGUUCAAUUUAACCUUUGAUACUAAAUUACGUAACAAAAUGAUAAAACUAGGCCUACUCCCAAAAUUCAUACAGUUUACAAGUGACGACAAACAUAUUAAUUUGGCAAUGAAAAUUCUAUACCACUUGAGUAUGGAUGAUAGAGUAAAAUUAAUGUUUACACAAUCAGACUGUGUGAAACUGCUGACAGACAUGUUGCUGCUGAACGUGAACGGAGAGAGCGGCAACAGCAGCGGCGGCGCGAGCGGCGCGGGCAGCGCGGGCACCACGGACGUGUUGCUGGCGCUGUGCAUCAACCUCGCCUGGUGCGAGCGCGCCGCCAACCAGAUGGCCGCCGAGGGCCGUUUGCGAGACCUGCUCGCACGCGCCUUCCGACAUCGCAAUGCCAUGCUCAUGAAACUUGUGCGAAACUUAUCUCAUCACACUCAGAAUAAAGGCCUAUUUGUUGAGUUUGUUGGCGACAUUGCAGGAGCCGUCACCAACAGCGAUGCCAGUGAAGAUUUCAUCAUCGAAUGUUUAGGAACUCUGAAUAAUAUUCUGAACACUAACAACAAUAUUGAUAUUUACGCAGUCGUCGAACGAUACAAUUUAAUCCCUCGCAUUAUGAAAAUUUUGGAUCCAGAUAUAGACAGACACCAUGUUAGUGAAAUGCAGCCGGAGGCUAUAGAGCGGUGUGUGGCAGAGAACGCGGCGGACGCGGAGCUGGUGGUGGAGGGCGUGGUGGCGGCGGGCGCGCUGAGCGCGGACGAGCGCGCGGCGGCGGCGCUGCUGCGCGCGGGCGCGGCGCAGGCGCUGGUGGCGCUGCUGCGCCUGCGCCAGGCCGACGACGACCACGUGCUGCAGACCGUGUUCGCCUUCCGCCAGCUGCUCUCCCAUCCGCGCGCCGCCGACUACCUCGUCUCGCGUACAGAAGCUCCAGCGUAUCUUAUUGAUCUGAUGCAAGAUAAGAAUGCGGAGAUAAGGAAAAUGUGCGACAAUUGCCUUGACAUCAUUUCUCAGAUGCAAAAUGAAUGGGCAGUCAGAAUAAAGGUGGAAAGAUUCCGUUGCCACAACGGUCAGUGGCUGUCCGUUGUUGAGACACUUGGCGCUGAAGGUGGCACCGGGGAUGCGGCUGACGACUUGCCACCAUAUUUGUCUGCCGAGUACCUAACCACACAUCGUCUUACUACUUCAGAUUCCCAAACAUCGUUAAAUGAUGAUUCUGACAGCUUUUCUGGUGAAGUUAGUCUAGAUCGCGUCAACAGCAGGAAUAAUCUGGACGAUCGAGCAGACGAUUUUUAUGGUGGAACCGACACGUCGUCAUUAGUGAAGUCUACAGAGAAAGAUGCGUUUUCAAAGGAUGUUGAUAUACUUGCUUAGUGUGCAUGUCACUGAUGUAUUAUUAUUCUUAUUUAAAUCAGUAAAAUAUACCUAGAUAUUAAUUUUAAAAAA